Molecule: messenger RNA, 688 nt
Organism: Sander lucioperca (pikeperch)
Lineage: Eukaryota; Metazoa; Chordata; Actinopteri; Perciformes; Percidae
Gene: arpp19a
Product: cAMP-regulated phosphoprotein 19a
Exons: 3
Coding region: 194-541 (115 amino acids)
Cellular component (GO): cytoplasm
Molecular function (GO): protein phosphatase inhibitor activity
Source: RefSeq, a predicted model, not a curated record
AUGUGUGGGAGCAGCACUAGUAGUGCCCGAACGUGGGCGCGCACUGUGUCUCCGCAUGUGACGUACUAUCUGCUUGUGCGGGAGUGCGAGCUCGAUAGGACUCGUAUGGAUACGGAAAGUCAGAGCGGGGGAUUUGUGGAUCACUUGUUCAACUAGUGAACAAUCUCUUGUCUGAGAUCACGAUAACAUAGAAAUGUCGGGGGAUAACGAAGAAACACAGACGACUGAGAACACACCAAUGGACGAGAAGGUUCAGGACAAGGUGAUCAGUCCUGAGAAGUCAGAGGAGGCUAAACUGAAGGCCAGAUACCCAAAUUUAGGAAAUAAACCUGGGGGCUCUGACCUGCUUCGCAAACGGCUCCAGAAAGGGCAAAAGUACUUUGACUCUGGAGACUACAACAUGGCUAAAGCCAAGAUAAAGAACAAGCAGUUGCCGACAGCUGCGCCAGAGAAGACAGAGAUCACAGGGGACCACAUCCCCACCCCCCAGGACCUGCCCCAGAGGAAACCUUCUCUGGUGGCCAGUAAACUCGCAGGCUGAUGCACACACAGCCUCGACAGCCCCUGCAGCACAUCCCCGCUCUGACCUCUCCACUCACGUCUCAGAGCUGUAACGUUACCUCUCCCACCCCUCACAGUACCUGUCCCCUGCCUAUGCACCCUCCCCACCAGCCUGGACUCCACCCAA